This is a messenger RNA of Macrobrachium nipponense, 4625 nucleotides long. Its product is annotated as cysteine protease ATG4B-like. The coding region runs from base 150 to 1364 and encodes 404 amino acids. The transcript is spliced from 11 exons. Gene Ontology annotation, molecular function: protein-phosphatidylethanolamide deconjugating activity. Lineage: Eukaryota; Metazoa; Arthropoda; Malacostraca; Decapoda; Palaemonidae. The record is from RefSeq and is a predicted model, not a curated record.
AUAUCUUUUAAGCUCUGCCGAUUAGGAGUUCCAUAGUUUCAUGGACAUUCGACUUUGUCCAAAUGUCAAAGUCAAAGAUGACGUCACUGUGAAAACAAAACAUUCUCUUAGUGACUGGUGAUUGACAAUGGACGAAAUUAUAGCAGAACAUGAGUGGAAGAUGGGCCCUUAGACUUCCAUUCUUCUGGCGCAGAACCCUACUUUGGAUUGUACAUCUCUUUGAUCGUUAUUUUUCUCUUGUUAUUUGGUGGCAACGUAGAAUCUUUAGGAUGAUAGCGUGCAUGACAUACGAAGGUGCCCUUAGUGAACCAGAAGAUUUUCCAAAAUCCGAAGAACCUGUAUGGAUUCUAGGACGGCGUUAUUCAACCCAGACAGAUCUUGCACAGUUAAGAGCUGACGCUCAGUCUCGAAUAUGGCUCACUUAUCGUCGGAAUUUCGCUCAGAUUGGGGACUCAAAUUUUACUUCAGACAAGGGAUGGGGCUGUAUGUUGAGGUGUGGACAGAUGGUGCUUGCAGAAGCUCUUGUACGAAGACAUUUAGGAAGGGACUGGGUAUGGACAGCUUCCACAUCAGAUAAAACCUAUUUAAAGAUUCUCAGUAUGUUUGAAGAUCAUAGAUCUGCCACAUUUUCCCUUCACAUCAUGUCCCAGUUAGGAGUGGAUGAAGGCAAACCAAUUGGAGAGUGGUAUGGACCAAACACAGUUGCUCAAGUGAUUAGAAAACUAACUCCAUUUGAUGAGUGGAACAACUUCAGUGUUAAUGUAUCCUUAGACAACAUACUAAUCAUGGAUGAAAUCAAAUGUUCAUGUCAAACUGAAGGUGAAAGAUCAUGGCGGCCACUACUCUUGUUUAUACCCCUAAGAUUAGGUCUCUCAGAGAUGAACCCCAUCUAUUAUUCUGGUAUUAAGAAAUGUUUCAAGAUGCCUCAGUCUUUAGGCCUUAUAGGUGGAAAGCCAAAUCAUGCUUCAUACUUUGUUGGUUUUAUGGGGGAUGAAAUAGUGUAUUUAGAUCCACAUACAACACAGGAUUCAGGGAGUGUGGAUAAGAAAACUACAGAGGCAGAAGUGGAAUUAGACAAGUCGUAUCAUUGCUCUUUUGCUCAACGGAUGCCUUUAGAACAAUUGGACCCCUCUUUGGCACUGUGCUUUUACUGUGGUACAGAGAAAGAGUAUGAUGAUUUGUGUAAUCGCAUGCGUCAAGAGCUUAUUGAUAGUGAAAAGACGCCUUUGUUUGAACUUGUCUCAACAAGACCAGAUUACAUGAAGGAUGAUACUUCCAAUGAAGGAGCAACUGGUAUUUGUAUGGAACUUGAAGAUCACCAUUUUGAAUCUGAAGAUGAUGAAGAAUUUGAAGUAUUGCAGUAGUACCAAUAGUAAUAUAUUUGUAAAAGCUUUUCUUUUGUAAAGAGGUUCGUUUUACCAGUUAAAAGUGUUUGUAUAUUAUAUAAAGUCUGUUAUUAGUGGUAUAAGAACAGUUUAUAUAGACUUCUUUAAAAGGUUAAUAUCUGUAAAUUUAGUAGUUGUAAGUAAACGGUAAUCAAGUGCACUACAUGGUGUCUAAAGUAAUUAGGGACCUUUUGUGCUAAAAGCACCAUUCAAGGUGAUCAUUUAACUGCAGUAAUGAUCCUUGCAGUGUUCAGCAACCACUUCUUAUUCUUUGCAAGUUAUUAGAGAGGGUUCUUUUUAUACUUCAGUGAGCAGAUAAUCACUUACUUUUGUCAAUACUGAAAUCACAGAAUAUUCGCUGCCACUCAGACAUGUUGUAUAGUUUUACUAAAGGAUUUAGGUUGCAGUUUGAGGUGGCUAAGAAAGAGAAAUAUUUACCAGGAGAAAGGAAUGAAAGAAUAAAAGCUUUAACAUUUUGGCUGAAAACAUCUUACAAAAGUAGUGCAAAAAUGAAAGUGAGGGAAGUGCAUUUCUUUGUAAGUAAUACAUAUAUUUUUUCUUUUUGUUCACUUUUUGUUCAGAUUACUUUAAGGAAUGUGGCACAUAAAAUCUUCAUGUUAAGAGUAUAGUAAUGUUAUGAGGCAGAGAUUAAAUUUGUAGAGCAUUUGGUGAAAUGCAAGCCAUAUAAUUUUAAUACCUUUCAAAAAGACCAUUUCACUGAAAAUUUGCUCUGUCGAAAUCUACUUUGGUAUUAAUCAACCUAGGAUUAGCCAGCAUUUCUUUUAAUUUUUACUUAGUAACUGUAAAUAUAGUGUAAAUUAUUGCCACGCCUUCUCUUAUCACUCUAGUUUAGUUAAAAUAAAUAUUUCUCUCUAAGUAUGAAAUGUAAGAGUAUCAUUUAUAGAUUAUUUUGGUCUGUAACGUAUUUUGAACAUAGCUUAAGUAAUUUUUUAAAAUAUCAUUUGACAAACACUACAAAUAAUUACUAAACUUAGGGUGUGAACGUUUUGUUUGUGGCAGGACUUGUUUGGGAUGAUUAUUUAAAAUAAGAGAAAAAUUUCAAUAAUCUAUAGUCUUGCCUUACCAUUCAGUGAUCAGUUAGUAUUACAUCAAGUAAUGUGUACAUAAAGCAUUUAAAGUAGCGAAGACCGGUGAUGAUGUGUAGGCGAGACAUGGGAAAUUUAAAAAACAAAACAAUUUAGAUCUGAUUUAGAUGAGAAUGUUGAAUAAUGAGAGAUGUGAUAUAGAAGAGGAGAGGCAGGCGAAUAAUAUAAAAAAAAAAUGGUUGAAAAGGUAUAGGAAAAUUUUAAGGUUAAAUUAUAAGAAAAAGUGGAAAGGGCAAGGGAGAAUGACACCAUAGUGUUGGAAAUCGUACUGCAUCUGGGAUUUUAAAAGAGGCUUGACAAGAACAGAGGUGCAGAAAAGUGAAGUGGAGUAGGUUAGUCAGAAACCUUGAGCCCCAUAAUAAGCUGAGCAGCUGUAAAAGGGUUGAAAACAAAUAAACAAUAAUGCUUUUUUAUUUAUGUUGCUACAGUUUUUGGAAAUAGAUUGAAAAAAUUUGUUAAUUUAAAUUCGUUUUUAUUCAAGAACUUGAGAAUAAUUUAGUGAUGAAAUACAAGAUAAGAAAUGCACUGUAAAAAUUGGAAUGUAUGACACAUAUGCUAAAGAUUGUAACAUUAUAGUAUAUAUAUCUAGUAGUUUUAAAAAUGUCUGACAUUUACAGCAUAACAAGUCACAAAAAUAUUAAAGUAUGACAUUUGAAAGACUACAAUGACAGUGCUUCAUAACAAUAUUCUUUAAAUAGGUAUAUAUCAUAUACAUUAAAGAGAACAUUGUAUUAACAAUUCACAUCAAAAGAAAAAUAUCUUUGUUUCAGCAAAUAGUGUAUAUCAGGAAAUCAUUCACUGUAAACAAAUAUAGUGUAUUUUUUGUGUAAACAAAUAUUUUAUGUUCAACUUUUUCUUGAAUAUGAUUGAUAUGAAGAUCAUUGGUUGUAAUGAAGUUGUAGUAAUGUAUAUGUCAUAGUAUCCAUUGCUUGGCUUGAGAUCAAAUCUGCCCCAAAAAUGUGAUGCAUAGGCAUUUAGGCUACCAAGAUGGAAUGGAUUACAAAAUUUUAUUUGUGACAUCUAGUUUGCUGCAAACAAAAGGGCACAUUGAAAAUAUUAUGCCAUUUAUGGUAUUUCUUGAACAGCAAAUGAGGAAUGGGCUAAUAUAAUACAUCAGCUGGGUACAGUGUAUAGGAAAGUGAACAAUAGUUUUUAAAUAUCAGAAUUGAUUUUAUUGAUGUUAAACUUCACAAGAAGUUGUUCUGGUUUUAACAGAUAAUUUUGUAACUUGUCAGUAGUUCUCGAGUAUCAAACUCUAACUAGCUUUUUGUAUGGUUCAAAUUACUAUUCCAACUUAUAAGUUUGGAAUUUAUGAGUUGAUAUAUGUUCUUACUUUUUCUAAGUUUUGCUAGAAUAUGAAAGAAAGGUUACUGUCUUUUAUGACAAUUGAACUGCUGCCUUAAGAGCGAGGUUCACCUUUAAUGGUACGUAUUAUCUUUAAUUUUUACUAAAUCCUUCUUUGUAAUAUAUAAUGAUCUUUUAUAGGGUGUAAAUGAAACCUCUUUAACUUUUCUCUCUUAAUUGCUGCAUAGUCUUUUUAAAGUUGCUUAUUUCCUGCACUACUGCAUAAAUGGUUUUGAAAGGAAAGUAUAGUAUAUGGUUGCUAUACACUGUAAGCAUUGUCUGCACUUCUUUUUACAAUUUAGAAUUUGUGAAGUAGUUUGUCAUUUCUGAUUGAUGUGGGUUUCAAGAUUGUGUUUUGAAGACAUAAUGGUAACUGUUGUAGUGUACAAUAAAUAUUUCAUAUUUGAUAGUGUUGCUGUCUAAGUCUGAAUUGUAAAAGGAUUUUGAGUUUUACAAGCAGUGUUAUUUGUAAGACUGCACUGCUUGUUACCAAGAUCAAAAUUUUGGUAAAAUGGUGUAAAGGUGCUGAAUUGAUGUUUGUUCCAGAGCAUAAUGUAGUAAGUAAUAUCUCAUAAACUGUUUCUUUUAGUUGAUGAAGUCUUGGGAUUUUCUUCAGAACUUUCAAUCACACUUCCAGUCUUUUGAAAUUGGGGAGAAAGUUCAUAAUGUAAAUUUUGUUUAUUGUUACAGUGACAUAUGUCAUGUAGUUUUAGAGACAAUGCCUGAAGUUAUGUUUUUCUUAGAUAUAUUUGUAUGUAUAUUAAAAGUGAUGAACUAUCUUUCAAUCAUG